CCGAUUAAUUCCCACAUCCAUUCCCACUCGUCACUGCCGUUCAAUUAUACCAAAACCAAUCUACCCAGCACACUUCUCCACCCCAUCCCAAUACCCCCCACCAAAACCUCCCAAUCAACCAUCCAAAAUGGCUGCAAGUAACGCCAACUUCAAGCUGGAGAAUCUCUUCAACGUCAAAGGAAAAGUGGCCCUAAUAACCGGCUCCGGCUCCGGCAUCGGGCUCAUGGCGACGCAAGCGCUCGCCACCAACGGCGCAAAAGUAUACAUCACCGGCCGAACCCCCGAAAAACUACACCGAGUGGCAUCCCUCUACUCGUCCAACAUUCCCGGCGAAAUCAUCCCCAUUCCAUCGGACAUUACAUCCAAAGAGUCCAUCAGUCAACUCGUGGAUGAGAUCUCGAAGCGAGAAUCCCAUCUGGAUAUCUUGAUCAACAACGCGGGGAUUAGUUCCUCGACGGAUGAUACGAGCCCCAACCAGCCGGGAGAAUUACAGAAGAGUCUCUUUGACGAUGCCACCCCGAUGAAGGAAUGGGAAGAUGUCUACCGGACGAAUGCCAUGCAAUUGUAUUUCACCACCACGGCGUUUUUACCCCUUCUGCAGAAAGCGGCGGAGAGGGAACGGGGAUGGAGUAGUACCGUGAUUAACAUCACCUCCAUCUCCGGCAUCGUCAAAGUCUCACAGCACCAUUUCGCCUACAACGCGAGUAAAGCGGCGGCCAUCCAUCUGACCAAGAUGUUGGCCCAUGAGGUAGCGGAGAGUGGGUUGCGGAUUCGCGUGAAUAAUAUCGCUCCGGGGGUGUUUCCCAGUGAGAUGACGGCGGGGGAGAGUGAUGAGGGACAGAAGAGUCGGUUGGAGAAGGGGAAGUAUGAGGGGAAGGUUCCGGCGGAUCGGCCGGGGAAGGAGGAGGAUAUGGCGGGGGCGGUGUUGUUUGCGGUGACGAAUCAGUAUUUGAAUGGGCAGACGGUUGUGGUGGAUGGGGGGUAUGUGUUGCGGGCGGGGACGGUUUGAUACCCCCCCUCGGGGGUGUAUGUUGAAGUGGAGAUGGAAAUGUGGAGGAUGAUAUAUGAUAUGGAAUGGAUUGAUAAUGGA
Molecule: messenger RNA, 1090 nt
Organism: Aspergillus ibericus CBS 121593
Lineage: Eukaryota; Fungi; Ascomycota; Eurotiomycetes; Eurotiales; Aspergillaceae
Product: SDR family NAD(P)-dependent oxidoreductase
Exons: 2
Coding region: 128-1009 (293 amino acids)
Molecular function (GO): oxidoreductase activity
Source: RefSeq, a predicted model, not a curated record